AUGCAAGGCUCGAUUUAUAGCUCACCAUUCCCAGCGCUAAACCCACGGGUUAGGUAUAAAACUGCGCUGGAAAGAGCAGGCUUUGACACUAUUCAUAACCGUCCUCAACGCGCUCCAGAGCGCGAGAAACCCUACCUCGCGGGUAGACAUGUUAGUGAAGGCGGUAGUGCAUUAUUUGGAAUGCGUUCAGAGCCGCGGUUGACCCGUACCGAGCCAAAUAGUAAAACUAGAGCAGUGAGUGCUAAGGAGCCUCAUCCGCGCCAUGAUGGUUUUAAAAUGACAGAGUUGCAACAAGAGCUUCCCACAGCUCGACAGCUAAACCAAUUUGGCGAAACUGGACUGUCACAGCGUCCUCCAGUACCGCAAUCGCAAUUUGUGGAACACAACAAUGGUUCUCUUGUGGAUGAACAAGUGUACCGAAACGUUGGUGUCGGAUCUUCAAUCGCGGCCGAGAAUUCCAGCACGCGUAACAAGCGUGAAUCGUCAGUCUUUGAUUUCGAAAAAAAGAGAACUUCGAUCGACCCUGUGGAGAAAAGCUUUUUGCAAUUGACUCAAACCUCGAAUUAUAGCAACGCUUCCUCUCAGGAGCGUGUUUUCACGCCGUACGAGACAGAAUCGACCACUUCCGUCAACGUAAGCGACGAGGAUGAUUUUGAAGAUGCACACAGCCAGCGAGAUCCAACGGAAGAAACUCCAAGUAUGGAUAAAUGGCGCUCCAUAAUGCGUUACAGCGGAGCAACCCAGGAUAACUCGCAAUAUGAGGAACCAGCUCAACUGGAAGGUCCAGAAGGCUAUGAUCUCAAUGCGACGCCCCAUUCCAAAAGACAAUCCGAGUCCAGCAUUAGUUUCACUCCCGUUGCAGAACUGCACGUAAAUUUAUCGCCUCAAAAGACCUCUGAACCUGCGCUCAUGUCACUCCCUGUGAUUAGUGUAUCAGCCGAUGAACAAGAGGAAACUUUGCCGCCUUUACCCGCGGUCGUAUUCAAACCUGACUCCCGCACUACAACAAAAGAGGUCGAUACUGCUGUAUCGGAUCAUGAGGAAACAAUUGAACCUUUGAAACCUUUGAAUAUCAAAUCCAAAUCUGUUCAACAUCAACCUUCGCAGUCCCAUGAGCAAGAGGUAUCGCAGCAUGCUUUGAACUAUAGUGGAUACAAACUUCAGGACAAUAUACAGAUAGACGAGAACGAAAUUGAACCAGAAGAAGCGGAAGAAACCUUGGAUGACUUCGAUCCUUCUUCCACUCUGAAAUCGUCACUACAAGUGGAAAAGCUGCUUGCCCAGCUAGAUGACAUCUCUACCAAUCGAAACCUCGCAGUGGGGAGUCCGCGCCCGAAUUUGACCAGUCGCUUCAAAAAAUCAAGCGCAUAUCUCUCUGGCUUCAUUCCAGCUGCAACAGAGGUAGACACCGCAGUUGAAGACUCAUUGCAGCCCAACGCCAUUUUGCAAAACGAUACACAAAGUUUUGAUGUGACGGACUACAAACCGCAAAGCAUACGCCUAGCAAAUGACGCUGUUGAAGCUCUGAAGGAUGAAUUAUCCACGGACUCUGAUGGCUCACCUAAGUUUUUCAAGUUCCGACAGGACCUUGGAGCUCUUCAGAAACAUUCGAGCGACACCGGGGCCACAGGAAGUUACUCCGGAAUAGACAAUUCGGAUAGUUUAAUGCCUUCCGAAAGACUAAAGCACUCUUCGAACAAUACCAUUUCACUCCGGGAGCGUACCGCGAUUCCAACAUCGGUAUUGCGCCAGGUGGACGAAAACAAAAACGACCACCCCUCAGAUACUGGCAUGGCAGAUGGUACAGACCACACCGAGUCUAGCAUACCGCACAAAUAUCCACCUGGUCAGGGCCCAUGUCGCGCGUGUGGCCUAGAAGUGACUUCCAAAAGCAUUUACUCGAAAAAAGAAGACGAGCUGUCCGGUCAGUGGCAUCGUGGGUGCUUCAGCUGCAUCAAGUGCGAUGUCAAGUUUUCCAAACGCGUUCCGUGUUUCAUUUUAGACGAUCAGCCCUACUGCCAAAUGCAUUUCCACAUCGCGAACAAUAGUAUCUGUCAGAUCUGUCACCAGUUCAUUGAAGGCGAGUGUCUUGAAAACGACAGAGACGAACGGUUUCAUGCCGAAUGUUUAAGAUGUUUCCGGUGUCAGAACCCAAUUCGCGAGGAUUACUAUUUGUUCAAUUACGAGCUGCCUCUAUGCCACAAUCACGACAUUGAAGCUCUCAAACUUGAAGCCUUGAGCGAGUUUGGAGACACCACCACUAUUUCUAAGAGAAGGACUAGGAUUGUCAAUUUCACUUAA
Messenger RNA from Lachancea meyersii CBS 8951, 2301 nucleotides. Lineage: Eukaryota; Fungi; Ascomycota; Saccharomycetes; Saccharomycetales; Saccharomycetaceae. The record is from the annotation of a GenBank genome assembly.